AUGAGCAUGCCUUCAUACGCGCAGAUUCCCCAGGACCUCCAUGAUCCUGACCUCGCGCCUUCCGACAACAACCCACCCCCUCAUGACUCCUCUCUCCGCAUCUACUGGCUCGCAGCUGUCGUCUGCUGCGGCGGGCUUCUCUUUGGCUAUGACUCCGGCGUCAUUGGAGGCGUUCUCACAUUCGACUCCUUCCUCCGCGACUUCCAAUACUCCGCACGCGAUCAAACUCAAGUCAGCGCCAUCGCCGUCGGCAUCCAGCAAGCCGGCGCCCUAGCAGGAUGCCUGCUCAUCUGGCCGCUCACAAACCGCCACGGCCGCCGGCGCGCAAUGAUGCUUUGCUCCGCCGUCUUCUGCAUCGGCGUCCUGUUCGAAAUCAUCAACUCCCACUCCCUACUCGUCUUCUAUAUCGGGCGUAUCAUCUGCGGACUCGGGGUUGGGGGCUCCGCUACAGUUAGCCCUAUAUACCUCGCUGAAAUGAGUCCUAGACACCUCCGUGCCCGUCUCGGAAGUGGAUACCAGUUUACUUUCACCAUCGGAAUCUUCGCCUCAUACUGGAUUGAUUUUGCGCUGCAGUUCCGCGCCCCCACCCCCGCGCAGUGGCAGAUCCCGCUCGCGCUGCAGCUCGUCCCCGGCGCACUUAUGGGACUGGGCAUGCUCUCCCUAACCGAUAGCGUGCGCUGGCUCCUCGCAAAUGGCCACACCAAUGCCGCAUGGACAAGCCUGCUCUGGGUCCGCGGCGCUGACAAUAAGAACAAGGCCGGCAGCGGCAGCAACAGCCCAUCAGCGGUAGCAGUAGAAUUCGCCGAAAUGAAACGCGCCGUCGACGACGACAACAGCGCAACGGCAGACUUCCACCCGCGCGAGCUUCUCCUCCGUCCAAACCUGCACCGCAUCGCCCUAGCCGUCUUCCUCUUCGUCGCGCAGCAGGCCACGGGCGCGACGGCACUCGCGUACUUCGGACCCCAGUUUUUCGGGCUCCUUGUUGGUGCCCCGGAUGCCUCGAGCACAGGCAUUGGCACAAGCGAGGAACAGUCAAAAGCAGAAGCAGCAACGCACUCCCUCACCCUCCUUCUGACGGGGAUCUUCGGCGCCCUCAAAGUCCUCAGCUGUCUAUUCUUCCUCGUCUUCGUGGCGGACCGGUUCGGCCGGAAACCCCUGCUGGGGCUCGGGGCGCUCGGGAUGGCGGGUUGCAUGAUUGCUACGUCUAUCUUGCUGAAAUCUCAAUCUAUAUCCCCUCCCGCACCAGCUGAAUCAUCAUCAACAACAACAGCAUCAAUAUCCCCCACAAGCAUAAUAACAAUCCUCCUCAUCUACACCGCUAUAACAAUCUACAAUCUCUCCUGGGGCCCGCUGCCCUGGCCGCUAACAGCCGAGUUCUUCCCAACGCGUCUCCGCUCCCCGGGCGUGUCUCUAGCGGUCGCAAGCCAGUGGGCGUCGAACUUUGUUUGGUCGUCCUCGACACCCUAUAUACUGAGGGAUUUGGGCUGGGCGACGUUUUUGCUUUUUGGAGUCCUGGAUUUGGGUAUUGCGGCGGUUAUUUGGGUUUAUUUGCCCGAGACGAGAGGGUUGAGUCUUGAGGAGGUACAGGGGGUUUUUGAUGGUGAUCGUGGCGUUGGUCAUGAUGGAUGUGACUAUGGGGAAGAGGAGACGGAGGGGCUUGUUAGGCAGACGAGCUUUGAGGGCGAGGAGGAUGAUGGUGAGGAGGGUAGGAAGAGUGAUGCUAGUAUGCAUGCCGCUGGACGGUCAUGA
Molecule: messenger RNA, 1749 nt
Organism: Aspergillus puulaauensis
Lineage: Eukaryota; Fungi; Ascomycota; Eurotiomycetes; Eurotiales; Aspergillaceae
Product: sugar porter family MFS transporter
Exons: 2
Coding region: 1-1749 (582 amino acids)
Biological process (GO): carbohydrate transport; transmembrane transport
Cellular component (GO): membrane
Molecular function (GO): carbohydrate:proton symporter activity
Source: RefSeq, a predicted model, not a curated record